Messenger RNA from Austrofundulus limnaeus, 1585 nucleotides. RefSeq names its product proteasomal ubiquitin receptor ADRM1. The transcript has 10 exons. Gene Ontology annotation, cellular component: nucleus; cytoplasm; proteasome regulatory particle, lid subcomplex. Bases 142 to 1374 code for a protein of 410 amino acids. Gene Ontology annotation, molecular function: endopeptidase activator activity; proteasome binding. NCBI's taxonomy places the organism in Eukaryota, Metazoa, Chordata, Actinopteri, Cyprinodontiformes, Rivulidae. The record is from RefSeq and is a predicted model, not a curated record.
AUGUGAAGCUGCGUCUCGGUGGUGACCGCUUGGAGCCGGAAACAGGGCGCUAAUACCAGCAGGAUGCAGAGUCAUCUGUGGGCAGAUAUCCCACCCUGUAAGUGAUCCCUCCACGUCCUCCUCCUCCUCCUCCUCAUCAUCAUGGCAUCUGGAGCUCUGUUUCCCAGCAUGGUGUCUGGCUCCCGCGGCUCCUCCAGUAAGUUUCUGGUGGAGUUCCGGGCCGGUAAAAUGACAAUGAAGGGCAGCACGGUGACUCCCGACAAGCGUAAAGGUCAGGUCUACAUCCAGCAGACGGACGACUCCCUGAUCCACUUCUGCUGGAAGGAUCGCACCACCGGAAACGUGGACGAUGACCUGAUCAUCUUCCCUGAYGACUGUGAGUUCAAACGGGUCAACCAGUGCACCACAGGCCGGGUCUACGUGCUGAAGUUUAAAGCCGGCUCCAAAAGACUCUUCUUCUGGAUGCAGGAACCAAAAAGCGAUAAGGACGAUGAGUUCUGCCGUAAAGUGAACGAGUACCUGAACAACCCGCCCAUGCCCGGCACGCUCGGCAGCGGCGGCAGUGGAGGACACGACCUGUCUGCGCUGGGAGGUGAGGGGGGUCUGCAGAGCCUUCUGGGUAAYAUGAGUCACAACCAGCUCAUGCAGCUCAUUGGGCCAACUGGACUGGGAGGGAUCGGUGGUCUGGGGGCUCUGGCUGGGCCUGGUUUGGCCAACCUGUUGGGGAGCAGCAGCAGCAGCAGCAGCAGCAGUGUUCCUGCUGUCAACAACUCCUCCACCAGCCCGUCCACCGCCGUCACGCCCACCUCCACCUCCGCCACCAGCCGCCUCGGCUCCUCCCAAGUUCCCACCACUCCCAUCACUCCCCUGCCUGCCUCCCCCACGGCCACCACCCCCUCCACCCCUGCGGCGCCCUCCCUGGCGGCGGCGGCCAACCCCACGCAGCCCAUCCAGCUGAGGGACCUGCAGAGCAUCCUGGCCACCAUGAACGUUCCCACCAGCAGCCAGGGAGUGGACCUUGCCAGCGUCCUGACCCCUGAGGUUAUGGCUCCCAUCCUGGGCAACCAUGAGGUGCAGCAGAGGUUGAUGCCGUUCCUGCCGACGGGCGAGUCUCUGCCUCAGAGCUCAGAGGAGCUACACAACACGCUCAGCUCGCCUCAGUUCCAGCAGGCUAUGAGCUUGUUCAGCAGCGCUCUGGCUUCUGGACAGUUGGGGCCUCUGAUGAACCAGUUCGGCCUGCCUGCAGAGGCUGUUGAAGCAGCAAACAAAGGAGAUGUGGAGGCGUUUGCGAAGGCCAUGGAGACGGAGACCAAGCCGGAUCAGGACAGUGACUCCAAAGAGAAGGAGGAUGAUGAAGACAUGAGUUUAGACUGAAUGAAGAUAACCUAACACUGCUAUUUAUUUCUAUUUAUUUAACUGCUGCUGUUUUUGUCUGAAGACAGACUAUUAAGCUAAAGACUUAAUGUUGCUAAAACUGUGACUCUCAGCUAAGAGCACUUUGAACCAAUAUCUGCUGAUUUAGCUCAGUGAUUGUUGAAGCUGCAUGUUCUCUCUUCACACCAGAGUAAAACCUGAAAAAACACUA